Saccostrea cuccullata (small rock oyster) is the source of this 1332-nucleotide messenger RNA. RefSeq lists its product as uncharacterized. The record is from RefSeq and is a predicted model, not a curated record. Lineage: Eukaryota; Metazoa; Mollusca; Bivalvia; Ostreida; Ostreidae. The transcript has a single exon. Gene Ontology annotation, molecular function: translation repressor activity; ubiquitin protein ligase activity. The coding region runs from base 1 to 1332 and encodes 443 amino acids. Gene Ontology annotation, biological process: proteasome-mediated ubiquitin-dependent protein catabolic process; negative regulation of translation; protein polyubiquitination.
AUGAUUAAAAUAUUCCAGGAAAAGCAGAAUCAAGUAAAAGCUUAUCUGAGAAGACUAGAAAAGGAUUUCUAUGAAAAAUGCCACAAUGAAUUAUCAGAAGUAGAAAAGCAAAUAGCGGAUUUCGAUGAACGUUGCAAUAAAUUGAAAACAGAAAUAUCUGACCAUGGGGAGGAGUGGUGCAAAGCAAUUAAAAUUGUUGUCAAAAAACUAACAUCUCAAGUAUCAAAAGUGGAAAACCAACACAAAGAGACAUUAAAUUCAAGCAAAGAAAAAUUACAACAGAGUUUACACAAAGUGCAACAAUACAUGGAGCAAAUCACUGGUAUACUGAGAUCAAACAAUAUUGCUAAACAUUUAAAUAUUAAUACAGACUUUGAACCAGAGUUUACGAUACCUCCUAAAUUUGACAUAGUUUUACCAAUAUUUUCAAAGCUUUCAAAGCCAGAGGAUUUAAUUUCUGCAAGGUUUGGGUCAUUGGCAUUUCAUUCAGAUGAACCUACACCAUCAAUGAUUAAAGAUAUCCUUUAUAAACCUGAGGUCAUCACCAUGUUUAAAACACGAUAUGACUUUCAUCUUUACAACUUGACAAGUCAAAGUAAUAUGCGAAUCUGGACUAGCGGAGAUCACUGCGUCAUGAAAAUGUUUAACUCUAACCAGGGAGUAUAUAUCAAGUCGAUCAAAACAUUAUCAGGACAUCGGCCAGAAAGUAUAGCAAUAACGAAAACUGGACAGUUAGUUUAUACUGACUACCAUGAUAGAUCUGUGAACAUUUUGAAAAAUGGUAAAUUUAGGCCUCUAUACGAAUUAGAAAACUGGAUACCUCACGGUGUUUGUAGUACCUCUUCUGGUCAUAUCUUAGUUGUUAUGGUUAGGGAUGAUUAUAAACAAUCAAAAGUUGUCCGUUAUGUUGGCUUCAAAGAGAAACAAACCAUUUUUUCCUAUAAGGGUAUCCCUCUAUUUUCUUCUGGAGAUUUUUAUAGAUAUAUUACUGAGAAUAAGAACCUGGAUAUCUGCGUAUCUGAUCAAAGAGCAGGAGCAGUAGUGGUUGUCAAUGAUGCUGGGGAACUGAGAUUCAGGUACACUGGUCAUACUCGUGUUCCAAAAAACGAACCAUUUGAUCCAAGAGGCAUUGCAACAGACAGUCGGAGCAAUAUCCUAGCUGCAGAUAUUAUAAAUCAUUGUGUGCACAUAAUUGACAAGAACGGUCAAUUCAUUCGUUACCUAGAUUGCGGCCUGAUUAAUCCAUGGGGACUCUGUACGGAUGAAAAUGACUUGUUGUUUGUUGCUCAAUAUAAAAACAAAAAUGUUGUUGUAAUUAGUUUCAUGCAAUGA